Molecule: messenger RNA, 3603 nt
Organism: Dermacentor silvarum
Lineage: Eukaryota; Metazoa; Arthropoda; Arachnida; Ixodida; Ixodidae
Exons: 1
Coding region: 244-3360 (1038 amino acids)
Source: RefSeq, a predicted model, not a curated record
GUGGCUAGAAUUGAGAGGUGACGCCAGCGCCCGCAUAUCCGCCGAGAGAGCGCGAUCCUCCGCUUCAAGCGCCGCCGCGACGGCCACCGCGGCGCUGCUGUCAGCAUAGUGAUGCGAUGCAUUUUCCCGCGUCGUCUGGGCAGUGGCUCUUUCUCAUCGUGGAUCCUGCGGUGUUGUCUCGCUUAUGGAAAAAUGUAUUUCGUUGCUGACAUGCCAAUGUAAGGGCCAAGCUCAGUGGGACAGAUGAACUCCAGCGCUACGAAAGCGAAGCAACGUCACUGCUUCGCUCCCGGCUGCACUACCGGCUACGUGUCGUCGAGGCAGCAGGGACAAAAGGUCUCCCUCUUUUCUGUUCCCAAGGACCCUGCUCUCUUCGAAGCUUGGCGACGAGCCGUACCCCGUGCCGACAAGUCGUUGGACGCGAAGUCUGUGCUUUGUGAGCGCCAUUUCGACGAGCAGUAUAUUGAGCGUUUUUUCACGCACGUGAUAAACGGCGAAACUGUUCAGAUUCCGCGAGAGCGACCAGUGCUGAAACUUGACGCAGUGCCAACCGCAUUCCCAAAUGUCCCUGCGUAUCUUUCAAAAAAACCGCCGAAGAAAAGGACAUCAAGAACGUCCACAUGCGGUUUGCCUUCGAAGAUUCGGCGCCAGGAACCAAACACGUCUGCUUGCGAGGAAACCGACUCGCACAGUGCAGAAUACGAUGGUGACCAAGUGCCUGUUUUGAACUCGCCCGCAAUUCCUGACGUUCGCAAGUGUGGCCUUCCCAGCGCUUACUGGGCUAGACACCUGAUUGCUGGAGCCGACAACGUCACAGUGUUUGCAGUGUGUGCUCUAUAUGGAGACAAGAUAUGUUUUGAGAAAUAUGUGCUCAUGACAUCAAAUGAAAACACAGUUCGAGCGACAGUUUUUGUGCAGGGCACAAAAAUAAAGACCGUUGAUAUCACCGACACUGACAUGGCAGAAGAGUUGCUUCGCGACGUCAACUGCAUGAUACCGUGCGGAGGCUUUGGUAAAACCGGUGAAUUUGGAGUAAAUCCAAAAUAUAAGGAGAAGACUUUUGGCGACAGAACCUUCAGCCCAUCUUGCCGAGGGGUUGCUCAAACGCCGGAAAAAGCCUGCCCACAGUGCAAGCACCUCAGGAGACUGCUCCGGAAUCGAGAAUCCUACAGGCGAAGAAGAGGUAAAACCAGGGUGCAGACGCUUUCAUACAGGCUUAAGCUGCGAACAGCACAAGCGAAAAGGAGCCGCCUGAGUCUCCUCCAGGCUAAAUCGCGCAUGAAGCAAAUGAAAGAAAAGAAUGCACAGAAUGAUUCUACAGCCUUUGAAGAAGCGGUCAAGGCGCUACCUGUGAAACAACAGUCACAAGUCAAGGCGUGCUUCGCAGCGUGUAGGAGGAAAUCCACCAAAGGAAUGAAAUAUGAAAGUGAGUGGGCCCUAGAGUGCUUGAUUAUGUCCAUGAAAAGUCCUCGCCUUUAUGAACACAUACGCAAAAACAAGAUCAUGACCUUGCCUUCUCGAACAUCCCUACGUCGAUAUUUGAAGAGCUACAGGAGUGGAUUCGGCCUAAGCGAGAAAGUGUUUGCUGCUGUGGCGGAAAAAACGAAAUCUAUGGACUCUUUCCAGCGCCAUGGCGGACUCUUAAUUGAUGAAAUUAAGCUAUCCGAACACUUGAGCUUAGGAUCCGACGGAACCAUCGAAGGUUUUGUGGAUCUUGGGAAAUUCACACCAGAAAGUGAGCGCUCCGUGGCAUGCGACCAUGGCCUCGUCGUAUUGUUUGUGCCUUUUACAGGAACGUGGCACCAGAUUAUUGGUGUGUUCGCAUCACGCAGCAAUGUGAAGUCAGAGAUGUUAGGCAAAAUAAUCCUCGAAGCAGUAGUCAUGUGCGAAAACGCCGGUUUGCACGUAGACUUUAUCACCACUGAUGGAGCUGCGUGGAACAGGAGUAUGUGGCACUCGUUCGGUAUACACGGCAGAAAAGAAAACACCGUCUGUAGAAGGCAGCACCCUACAGACCCAGAACGUUUUUUGCACUUCAUCUCGGACUUCCCACACCUUGUUAAAUGUGUGAGGAAUACUUUUGUUCGAACUGGCGUGAGACUGCCAGAAGGCCAUGCCAGUGUUGACCCUAUUGACUGUGCUCGAAAGCUUGAUGAACAGCAUGACACGACUCUCAAAGCCAUGCCUCAUAUUAGCACAUCCGUCGUGCGGCCAAAUGGCUUUGAGAAAAUGAGGGUAAAUUACGCAGUGAGGCUUUAUAGCGAUGAAGUCCUCAGGGGACUUUUCUUGUACAAUGAAAUCAUCGAAGAAAAGCAUGGGAGCACGGCUGCGACAGUCAGCUUUGUGGAAACAAUGAGAAGGCUCAUUGAGGCAAUGACUUCAAGGUGCAGCUCAGGAGCACUCAAGCCUGGAGGGACGCACGAGAAGUGCAUUGAAAACUUCUUGGCCUACCUGGACGAGUGGGAAACAGCUGCAGGCUCCGGAGGUUUCCUUAGCCGCAGUACAGCCGAAGGACUUCGUGUUACCUUGUCAAGCACGCUACACCUUCUCCGCUACCUGACGACGAAGUUGAAAUUCAGCUAUAUGAUGACAUGCCGCUUGAGUCAGGACCCUCUGGAGAGGCUGUUUGGAAUCAUCCGACAAAUGUCUGGAUGCAAUGACCAUCCGACUCCUUCCCAGUUCCUCAUCUCGGUUAACACUUUAAGCUUCCAGAAUUUGGCAAAACCACCGAAAGGAAGCAAUGUGUCCUCAGGACUGCUGAGGAGUCUGCUAGGAGCUGACAACGGAAAGGACCUGACUUCUCAGAGGAAGCUGGAUGAGCUUCUUGACGCAGGAAACCUUGCCGAAGCACAUGAAGUGCUCAGUGAAUGCGGCCACGGUACCGAGCAUGUUGACAUGGUAGUGCAAACCAGCGAUGCCAGGCUCAUAUACUACAUGGCUGGCUACGUGGCAAGAAAGAGCGUUGCAAGCACCAAAUGCGCAGAGUGCAGCCGGCAGCUCCUACAAGGCGAAAACGAUUCAGCUCCAGGUGCAGCAUCCCUCACUGCUGCUGUUGACCGAGGAGGCCUGCUGUACCCAUCAGCCAAGCUCAAUGAACUCGUGACCACUCUCGAGAACACUUUUACCCACUGUUUUAGUGUGAGAGAAGUCAAAUGUGACAGCAUCAUGGACUUGGUUUCCUUCUUGCAGUUAAGAAAGCUUACCCUCGUUGGCUGCCCUGACCACAGUAUGUCCCUCACAAACAAAAUUAUGAAGUUCUAUGUGCUUACUAGGCUCCAUUUUCAUGUGAAGGCUCAGAACAACAAGCGAAACGCAAGGCAGGAAAGAAUGAAAUUGCUAAAGCUUAGACGCGUGCUCUAAGUUUUAUAUUGUAGCUUUAAGUUUGAUUGCCUCUUUUUUUUUUUUUUUUUUUUUUGCUUAGUGGUAAGUGAUAUCUAUGCCUCCACAUUUCUUAGUGCCAAGCGAUGCACUGUCUGCGUGCAAUGUUUCAUUGUGUCUUAACUAGACACGAGCAUGUGUAAAUGUGCGUAUUUAUUUUUCAUUAUUUUACCCUGGUAUUUCAUGAUGUGAUGUACAAUAGAUCUUAAUAAUAUUAUGAUGUGC